GUAAUUUGGGGAAGGGUGACACUAUGCUCAUGUUCUGUGAUGAUAAAAGGGAGUGAUUUUUAAGCAAAAGAAAAGAGAGAAUGAAGAAAAGACAAGAAAUGUGAGUAAAACAUGAUCUUUUUAUUUUUCCACUAACUUCCCCCCAGUAGCCCCCACUUCAAAAGACCCAAGAUCUAGGUGAAAGAACAAAGUGUCUGCAGGGCACAGUGGUGUUCCUGCAGUGCUGCAUUGCCCUGGCAAGGAGGAGCCACAGAGUUGCUUUAGAUGAAGGAAAACUUUGGGCCACAUUCAGGUGAAACAUCAGCCUUUCCUUUCCAUCCCCAGUGUGCCUGAGCUGCUGGCAAGCACUAUUGUGUUUAAGAGAGAGAGGGAAAAGCAGAGCUGCUGGAGAAAGAACUCAUUCAGGUCAUGUCCAUGCCAAGGAGUGCAUUUGAACAGAGUCCCAUGGGUAUGAACUGCCGAGCUCCAUGCUUGACUUGGCAGGAGGAGUGGCAGAGGCAGGGCUGUGCUCAGCAAGGAGCAAUUGGCACACUGGUAUCUGCAUGUGGUAUGCCUGGGGCAGAGGUAAAGAUCCAUGCAGAGCAGGGUUAAAAUCUGAGCACUUUGCAGCCAAGACAGCAUCAGAGCUGGGAAAUAGUGGUCUCUGGAAUGGUUUGUGACGGUAGGACCAUACCAAGGGGGAGGAGGAAGGGGAAUAUUAGCUGAAUCAGUGACUCUUCUGAGUCAGAAGAAAAAUUAUUCCUGCCCCCCCUGCCAGCACUUUGUGCAGAUCCAAGAUACCGUUCCCAAAAGAGUCCCUACAUAUGUUAGCAGGAAGACAACUGUCUGCACACUUUGCAGCAAGAACAGCGUGGCAACUGAUGCAGCACAGUGCUGUGAGCCUGGGGUAAUGUAUCUCCCGAACGGAAAGCUGUGGAGUGCAGUGCUGACGGGCUUAAUCUGCUGACUGCCAGAGAUCAGAGAUCUUCUUUCUACUCCAGGGAUGCCUGCCUGCAAGAUCCAUGACUCAAAGCAAGCAAAUGACUAGCUGUAGUGUCAGGGUUAUGUAUUACAGCAUCCCCUUUUGUGAGGAUGGCAGGCUGGAAAAACUACAGUUCCCAGCACCCUUUUGUGCAUCUCCCAGAAACUACAGUUCCCAGAACCUUUUCAUGAGCCGGGGAGGUGUACAUGGAAGUAGUUGCUGAGGAAUUUUGCAUCACACCCCAUAUUUCCAGUGCUGGCCAGCCCUCGGUUAGUGAAAAGCGAAAUGGAGGAAAAGCCAGGGAGCACUGAGACUGUGGUUUUGCCCACACCUGGUAACUGCAGCACAGGGCAUCCUUCUCCCCCUGGGGUCUCCCUGGGCAGACGCAGGGAGGAUCCUGACCCUUAGGGAAGCACGGCUGCUGCGGAAGGAGAGCAGACAAACUACAGAUCCCAGCAUUCCCUAGCAGGCAGCACCUGCGGCAGUCCCUGCAUGGCUGGGGGGAUGAGGAUGUGGAUGGAGGGUGGGGAAGAGAUGAAGGGUGCCGUGGGGCUGCGCUGCGCCUGGGACCCACCUCCCAUUGAUGCCCAGGCCAAGUGGGUGAGGCUCAAUGUGGGGGGCACCGUCUUCCUUACCACCAGGCAGACCCUGUGCCGGGAGCAGAAAUCUUUCCUGUGUCGCUUGUGCCAGGGCGAGGAGCUGCAGUCGGACCGGGAUGAGACUGGUGCAUACCUAAUAGACCGGGACCCUACUUACUUUGGACCCAUCCUGAAUUUCCUCCGUCAUGGGAAGCUGGUCCUGGAUAAAGAUAUGGCUGAAGAGGGGGUCCUGGAAGAAGCAGAGUUCUAUAACAUUGGUCCCUUAAUCCGGAUAAUUAAGGAUCGACUGGAGGAGAAGGACUACACAGUGGCACAGGUGCCUCCUAAACAUGUCUACCGUGUGCUACAGUGCCAGGAAGAGGAGCUCACUCAAAUGGUUUCCACUAUGUCUGAUGGAUGGCGCUUUGAGCAGCUAGUGAACAUUGGAUCGUGCUACAACUAUGGGAAUGAGGAUCAGACAGAGUUCCUGUGUGUGGUCUCCAAGGAACUGUACAACUCUCCCAGUGGUCUGAGCUCUGAGUCCAGCCACAAGGCCAAGAGCGCAGAGGAGGACGUGGAGGAAGAAGAGCAGGAGAUGGAGGAGGAGGCAGAGGCAGAAGCAGAAGAGAAAGGUGCAGCAAAUCCUUGAGGAAAAAAAUAGACUAACCCCCAGGCAUAGAUUCAUCCACCUUUCUGGUGAGAACUCACAGCUAGCAGCAGGGAAGAACUAGGACAGGUGUGGGGUAGAGGGGACGUCCUCCCAAGGAACAGGAGUUUAUCUGGAGAUAAAGCUUGUAGGGAGGGGUUUUUACCUUGGCUGCUGCUUUGUGUUUUUAACUGUUUGGUUUAUUUAUAUUAUAUUUUUAUUUGCAGACUGUCCAUGUACUGGACACUCUCUCCUGCUCCCCUCCAUCUCCAUCUCUGCACUGUCACCUGCCUGGGACACCCCACCCCAUUCCCCAGCCUCCGGCAUUCUCCCCUCUGCUCUCUUUGCUCCUCACAGCCUCCUUCCAGCAGACCUGGUUCCUGUCUCCCCUUCCAAACCCAAGAUUCUGUUUGUUCCCUCCUCAGGGCCCCAUCUCUCUCUGUUCCUCACUUUUCCUACUCUGCAGGUAUGUUACCUAUAUGCACUCUCAGAUCCUGCCAGUUUGAGCUCUGCAUGAGUGACUCACAUCCUUCCCUCUUGUGGAUAAAGUCCUGGUUUGUAGAGCUUGGGGAGGGGGAAAAGCAAGGGGAGGUUGAGUCAUUUCUAAGGUGGCUUUUCUGAUUCUCAUCAUACAUGUGCCUUCACUUGCCAAGCAGUUCUUACAGCUCUGGGCUGGAGGCUCUGGAAGCAGCAGGGAAAAUGCAAUCAGGAGUAAGGAGGAGGGCGGGGAAGAAUGGGGAAGAAUGCAAAGCAGGCAGGGAUGGCACAGGGGAAUGCCUGCCGUGUGGCUGCCUGCCAUGCAUGCCAGAUCACUUCUCCUGAUUGCCAUCCAUUCUUGCUCAUGCUUCCCUUGACACUGCAGUGCCAGAGGGUGCUGAAAGUGCAGUGGAAGCUGUGGGUCCCUGCUCCAGAUGUUCCUACAGCUGUGCUUCAAAGGGACCUCUGCUAUGUCUCCUCUGAGACAGGCUGCCCAUCUGCAGCUGAACAAAGAAAGCUUUCAUAGGAGGACCCCUCUCUCUAGCCGGAAAACAGAUUUCUUGCUGAACUGGUGGUGCUCAGUGCCACUUUCCAUCCUAAUGGGGGGCACUUGUUAGCUGGAUGGCAUUUCUCACUUCCCUUGUUCAAGAGCCUCCUUGUUCAUGGCUAUGGGACCUGAGUGUUAUUCUCUCAAAAGGCAGUGUGUGUAAUCAUAGACUUCUCCCUUAUUUUUCUCUUUUCACCCCACCCUCAAUCCUUUUCUUUUUCCUUUUCUU
Messenger RNA from Meleagris gallopavo (turkey), 3438 nucleotides. It is a transcript of the gene KCTD17, whose product is annotated as potassium channel tetramerization domain containing 17. NCBI's taxonomy places the organism in Eukaryota, Metazoa, Chordata, Aves, Galliformes, Phasianidae. The record is from RefSeq and is a predicted model, not a curated record. Gene Ontology annotation, cellular component: Cul3-RING ubiquitin ligase complex; cytoplasm. Gene Ontology annotation, biological process: protein homooligomerization; positive regulation of cilium assembly; proteasome-mediated ubiquitin-dependent protein catabolic process. Gene Ontology annotation, molecular function: cullin family protein binding.